Molecule: messenger RNA, 528 nt
Organism: Alternaria arbusti
Lineage: Eukaryota; Fungi; Ascomycota; Dothideomycetes; Pleosporales; Pleosporaceae
Exons: 2
Coding region: 1-528 (175 amino acids)
Source: RefSeq, a predicted model, not a curated record
AUGGAGAUCAGAUUGGCCUUCGACCAGUCGAUAGAAAGCUCUGCACAUCGUUUCCUGGAGCGGAUCGAAACGAAGGAGCUCUACAGGCCCAUCAAGGACUCCGAUGGCCGCACGCGGUGGGCGUUUUCUGCCCGCAAAGACGACUUGACGAAGCUGAGUUGGCUGGCAAAGUUCCAUGCGCAGGAUAUUGAAAGACGUAUUCUGCAACACCCAGACGUACAGAAUGUGCUGGUAGGUGGGGAAGCCCGGCCUGCGCCGUAUGUUAUCGUUCAGGCAAAGGAAGGUGUGCUGGACGGAAAGAGCGAGGUGCAGCUACUUGAUGAGCUUUAUGAUGGCGUGGUUGCUGCCACCAAUAAGGCUGAUCUGAAUGAGAUCAGAAUUCCUAGGGAAACGGUUAUGAUUGCGAAGAAAGAGAAGCCGCUCAAGGUCAGCUUGAAGCAGUUGGUCCAGAGGAAGGCUGUUGAGCAGGACUAUUCGGAGGAAAUUGAGCAAGCAUAUGUGCGGCUGGAGAACAGCAGGAAGCCUUAG